Molecule: messenger RNA, 4711 nt
Organism: Boeremia exigua
Lineage: Eukaryota; Fungi; Ascomycota; Dothideomycetes; Pleosporales; Didymellaceae
Product: opaque-specific ABC transporter CDR3
Exons: 10
Coding region: 190-4563 (1457 amino acids)
Biological process (GO): transmembrane transport
Cellular component (GO): membrane
Molecular function (GO): ATP binding; ATP hydrolysis activity; ABC-type transporter activity
Source: RefSeq, a predicted model, not a curated record
UGCAGGCGCAACUGGCCUCAAGGAAGUCAUGGAUGGUCUUGGCCCCGUCAGGGCUGCCGCGAGCUGGCAUUUUGUGGAGUGCGGAGCCCGUAAGUUCUCUUCGCGGCCUAUGUAUGAAAAAUCAAUAUAUACUGGUUGCCUUGCACCAUCUCAUACAUCCACACUCUCCCCAGCGUUUCCCUUGUCACUAUGUCGGAUCCAAGGAUCUUCACACAACAACUCGCAGAAAAGCAGAAGCUAGACUCCCGUUCAAACUCGGAGGAAAGCAUAGCAUCUGUUGGCGACCAGGACAUACAGCAGGAGCAAGAGGUUCUUGACCUCGUUCGCAAAUAUACGUCACAAUCGCAGCAAAACUACGGAUCACCCUUCGAGGCUACAAAAGGCGGUCGACUAGAUCCACAAAGCGAUCAGUUUCGAGCUCGAGAUUGGGCUAAAGCCUUCUACGAAUUAAAGUACAGUGGCGAUGAGUCUGUCGCUCGUGUGGCAGGCUUCGCCUUCGAGGGUCUCGACGUUUGGGGUCAAGGAAGUCCGACCGACUUCCAAUCGACUGUUGGCAACACCAUCUUGAAGCUCCCAGCUCUAUUCGGCAGAGGUAGCCAAAAGAUUGAGAUUCUUCGAGGUCUGGAUGGUCUCUUACUUCCUGGUGAACAGCUUUGUGUGCUCGGACCUCCUGGUUCUGGCUGCUCCACUCUACUCAAGACUAUUGCCGGCGAGACACAUGGCUUCCAAGUCAGCCCUGAGUCCUACGUAAACUACCAGGGUAUCUCCGCAACUGAUAUGCAAUCCAUGUUUCGUGGCGAAGCCGUUUACACAGCUGAAGUCGACGCUCAUUUUCCUCAACUCAGCGUUGGGGAUACACUGUACUUUGCAGCACUUGCUCGUGCACCUCGCAACCUACCUGGUGGUGUGGCAAAAGAACAGUAUGCGGCUCAUUUGCGCGAUGUUGUGAUGGCCAUGUUUGGCAUAAGUCACACCAUGAAUACACGUGUUGGCAACGACUUUGUCCGAGGAGUCAGCGGCGGUGAACGCAAGAGAGUAACCAUUGCUGAAGCUACAUUGAGCUUUGCACCCUUACAGGCGUGGGAUAACAGCACGCGUGGAUUGGAUUCGGCAAAUGCAGUCGAGUUCUGCAAAACACUCCGUACUCAAUGCGAUGUCUUCGGGACUUCUGUUUCCGUUGCUCUCUAUCAGUCCCCGCAGGCUGCAUAUGAUCUGUUCGACAAGGUUACUGUUCUCUAUGAAGGUCGACAAAUCUAUUUCGGUCCUGCGCGAGAGGCGCGCGAUUACUUCCAGCGCCUAGGUUUCGAAUGUCCAGAGUCUCAGACAACACCCGAUUUUCUCACUUCGAUGACCUCGCCUGCCGAACGUCGCAUUAGAUCUGGCUACGAGAACUCAACCCCCCGAACGUCUGACGACUUUGCACGCUGCUGGAGGGAAAGUGCAGAACGACAACUACUCUUGCGCGACAUUGCAGAGUACAAGCAGAACCAUCCACUCGGUGGUACUGGUUGUGAGCAGUUUGCCACGUCCCGAAAUUUGGAAAAAUCACAGACACAACGGUCAACAUCUCCAUUCACCUUGUCAUACUGGGGACAGGUCCGUCUCUGUAUGUGGAGAGAAUUGAAGCGGCUCAAAGGUGACCCAAGUGUGCCGAUAACAAUGCUCACUGUCAAUUUCUUUGAGGCCCUGAUCAUUGCUUCCAUCUUCUACAACUUGCCAGCAAACACGUCUUCACUCUUCAUGAGAGGCGCCGUCCUGUUCAUGAUGGUGCUACUGAACGCAUUCAGCAGUAUGCUGGAGAUUAUGAGCCUUUAUGCAAAGCGCCAGAUCGUAGAGAAGCAUAAUCGAUACGCGCUCUACCACCCAAGCGCAGAAGCGAUGGCAUCAAUGGUCGUAGAUCUGCCUCACAAGAUACUGAACGGUCUUGUCGUAAACUGCACUCUCUAUUUCAUGGCUAAUCUGCGCCGAGAAGCUGGAGCAUUUUUCUUCUUCUACCUGAUCGCCUUCACCAUGACUCUCUCAAUGAGCAUGUUUUUCCGCUUGUUCGCAAGUAUGACCAAGACUAUCGCACAGGCCCUUGCGCCUAGCUCUAUCAUCCUGUUGGUGUUAGUGCUCUACAUGGGCUUUGGAAUUCCAGUCAAGUACAUGAAAGGGUGGGCAAGUUGGGUCCGAUGGAUAGACCCGGUAUCGUACGGUUUCGAGAGCGUGAUGGUCAACGAGUUUCACGACCGACAAUUUCCCUGCGCUAGCUUCGUCCCCUCUGGCCCUGGCUAUGAGAAUAUAUCCGCUGAGCAGCAAGCAUGUGCGGUGAUUGGAUCUCAGCCCGGCCAGAAUUUUGUUGGUGGUACCGCCUACGUCGAGACAGCGUUCUCAUAUAACUGGAACAAUCGCUGGAGGAAUUUCGGGAUCAUGGUGGCCAUAACAAUUAUCUUGCUCAUCACUCAUCUCGUCAUGUCGGAGCUUGUUGCUUCAGAGCGUUCAAAGGGCGAGGUCCUGGUAUUUCGACGCUCAAAGAUGGCAAAGGCCGCGCGGCAACGUGGAUCGGAUGAAGAGACCGGCAAGAUAUCCGCUCACCGAGGCGAGAAGACUGACAACAGCGGCACGUCCACACCCAAUGUUCAGAAGCAGCAAUCAGUUUUCCACUGGGAGAGUGUGAACUAUGAAGUACCGAUCAAGGGUGAGACGCGCCAGAUCCUGGACGCAGUGGACGGCUGGAUCAAACCAGGGACACUCACAGCACUUAUGGGAGUCUCCGGUGCUGGUAAGACCACCUUGCUCGACGUUUUAGCAAGUCGCACAACGAUGGGCGUCAUUUCUGGGAGCAUCUUCGUGGAUGGACGGGAACGCGAUGAAAGCUUCCAACGAAAAACCGGAUAUGCGAUGCAACAGGACCUGCACCUUGAAACUUCUACUGUCCGCGAAGCACUCGAGUUUUCAGCCCUGCUGCGACAACCCAUCGAGUAUUCUCGAAGCGAGAGGCUAGCAUACGUGGAUCACGUCAUAGACCUCCUCGAUAUGCAAGAAUACGCAGAUGCUGUCGUCGGUAGACCUGGCUCAGGACUCAAUGUCGAGCAGCGCAAGCGCUUGACAAUCGGUGUUGAGCUUGCGGCCCGACCUCAGCUUCUUCUGUUCCUCGACGAACCCACAUCUGGAUUGGAUAGCCAGACUGCGUGGUCCAUCUGUGAUCUCAUGGAAAAGCUUACACGUAAUGGACAAGCUAUUCUUUGUACAGUCCACCAGCCAUCGUCCCUCCUCUUCCAGCGAUUUGAUCGUAUCUUGCUCCUUGCGAAAGGUGGCCGGACAGUCUACUUUGGUGACAUUGGCACCAACUCAACCGUUCUUCUCGACUACUUCGCGCGAAAUGGCGGACCUAAGUAUGCUCCAGGAGAGAAUCCCGCUGAAUACAUGCUUGCGGCGAUCGGCGCGGCCCCUGGAGCUCAAACGUCGAUCGAUUGGCCUCAAGUGUGGAAGGACAGCCAGGAGCACAAAGAAGUAAAAGCGGAGCUUUCAAGACUACGGGAUCUUGUCAACUAUCCAUCCGCUGUCAUGGACUCUACCGAUGGAAGCCAUCAAGCGUUCGCCGCAUCCUUCACGACCCAGUUCUCUACUGUAGCCGCGCGUGUUGCUCAGCAGUACUGGCGCACUCCUUCGUAUAUCUACUCCAAGGCCAUCUUGACCGUUGGUUGCUCGCUUUUGAUCGGUUUUUCGUUCUUCCAAGGAAUCAACACUCAACAAGGUCUCCAGAACCAGAUGUUCGGCGUUUUCAUCUUUCUCUUCGUGGUCAUUCAACUCAUUUACCAGAUCCUUCCCAUGUUCGUCGUACAGCGUACGUUGUAUGAAGCUCGUGAACGGCAGUCGAAGACGUAUGCGUGGCAGACGUUCGUCUUAUCCAAUAUUAUGAUCGAGAUGGCCUGGAAUGCUUUCAUGGCUGUCCUCUGCUUCCUCGUUUGGUUUUAUCCCGCUGGCUUGUACCGGAACAUGGAGAUCACGGAUUCUGUCAAUAUCCGUUCCUUCCAUACACUGCUCCUGGUCGUCGUCACCUUCCUUUUUGCAUCGGCCUUGGCACACAUGCUGAUCGCAGGAAGCCCCAAUGAGGAUGUCGCAGGCGCAUUCGCAACGCUGAUGUCUAUCAUGCUUUACGCUUUCUGCGGCAUUCUCUCGGGGCCGAGCACACUUCCUCGCUUCUGGAUCUUCAUGUACCGAGUCAAUCCAUUUACAUAUCUGGUGUCCAGCUUUAUGUCCACCACGAUCGGUCAGACACCUGCAUACUGCGCGGACGCUGAGUUCCAGGUCUUUGCCCCGGCGAACGGGACCUGUGCUGAGUACAUGCAACAAUACAUGUCAGUGGCUGGAGGCUACCUUCGCGACGAGCAGGCAACAGAUCAAUGCCAGUACUGCCAGAUCGAUAACACCAACCAGUUUCUCACUCGCAUCAACGCUAGUUGGGAUACACGCUGGAGAGAUUUCGGCCUUCUCUGGGUAUAUGUCGCGUUCAAUGUUGCCGCUGCAAUGUUCUUCUAUUGGCUGUGCCGCGUGCCUAAGGGCAAAAAAUCAAAGAACUGAGCGAUGGAGACCCAAGUUCGAGUUCAUGGCGUACCGGUUAUCUUGAUAAUUUCUGAGCCAGUACAAACGCGCAAGCAAUCGAUAGACUUUUUAGAUUUCAUAGCUUCUAGAACUUAGAUAUGGUGUAAUGGCAGCAGCGAUACUUCAG